This is a messenger RNA of Triplophysa dalaica, 1658 nucleotides long. Its product is annotated as butyrophilin subfamily 1 member A1-like. The record is from RefSeq and is a predicted model, not a curated record. Bases 24 to 1475 code for a protein of 483 amino acids. NCBI's taxonomy places the organism in Eukaryota, Metazoa, Chordata, Actinopteri, Cypriniformes, Nemacheilidae. Gene Ontology annotation, molecular function: protein binding. The transcript has 8 exons.
GUUUGACUGGUUCUUUGUUUUAAAUGGAAAGUGCUUGUAAGUAUUAUAAAGUUUCAUCGACGAUGGACAAAUCAGUGAGGAGAUUUGUUUGUGUGGCUCUAAUAGUUUUUGGAUUUACAAGAUCAGCAGAGCUUAAUCAUUUGGUGGGACCUACACAUCCUCUCUUCGUUGUUGCUGGUGAUGAUGCGAUUCUGCCUUGUUACAUUAAACCCAACACAAGUGCUGUGGAUAUGAGAGUUGAGUGGUUUAAACUUGAUCAGCAAGACUCAGUAGUGCAUUUGUAUGAAGCUCGUGAAAACCAAACUACAGAGCAGAGCCAGUCCUACAGAGGGAGAACAUCAUUGUUCCAACCAGAGCUACAGAAAGGAAACGCAUCACUUAGACUCUCAACAGUCCAGGUCACUGAUAACGGAACUUACAAAUGUUUUAUUCAGUCAGAAUCCUGGUAUGAUGACAUCACUGUUGAUAUCAUAGUUGAAGCUGUAGGGACUCAUCCGAUGAUCAUUGUUGAGGAAUUUGAUCAUUCGGGAGGACUUCAUCUGCUGUGUAAAAGUAAAGGCUGGAACCCUGAACCUGAGCUUGUGUGGUUGGACAGUAAAGGAGAUAGAUGGAUUAAUGAUGACGUAGAGAAACACACAGACUCAAGGGGUUUUAGUUUACAGCAAAGAAUUACCGUUUAUUAUAGUGACAACAAGUAUCACUGCAGAGUCAAACUGAACCAUCAUUUGAUGGAGACUGAGAUCAUUGUUUCAGAUCAAAUGUUUAAUGUUUGGAGGACAUCCGUUAUUUUGAUUUCAAUAAUGGUUGUGUUCAGCGUGCUUGCUGCAAUUGUAGUUGCUACUUUUGUUUACAGAAGAAGAGGUCACUGCAACCAAAAGAUUCAUGGAGAGAUCACAAGAAUACAAAAAUAUGCAGUGGAUGUGACAUUGGACCCAGAUACAGCGCAUCGAUGUCUGAUCUUGUCUGAAGAUGGGAGACACGUGCGAAGUGGAGAAAAAAGACAGAAUGUCCCAGACAACCCUGAGCGGUUUGAUAAAUGUGGUAACGUUCUAGGAAAAGAGGGAUUCUCCUAUCGAAGAUUUUAUUUUGAAGUGAUAGUGAAGGGGAAAACUGAGUGGGACUUGGGAGUUGCCAAAGAAUCCAUUACCAGAAAGGAAAAGGUUGCAUUGAGUCCUCAGAAUGGAUACUGGACCGUGUGUUUGAGAAAUGGGGACAAUUAUAGCGCCUGUGCUGGGCCCAAUGUCUCUCUGUCUCUGAGAGUGAAGCCCCAGAAGGUCGGUGUGUUUGUGGAUUAUGAGGAGGGUCUGGUCUCCUUUUAUGAUGUAGAGUCCAGGUCUCAUAUUUACUCUUUCACUGGGCAGUCUUUCACUGAAAAACUUUAUCCAUUCCUUAACCCAUGUACAAAUGUGAAAUACAGAUAUUCAGCUCCUUUGAGAAUUUCAUCUGUCGAUUGUCAAAGCAAAUUACUUCCCUAACCAAAAAUGUCUUAUAAAAGUCGCUUGACAAUUUCAUAUUAUUUAUACAUUUCUUCAAGGCAUUUGGAAGGCUACUGUGGAACUUUUUUAAAGCGGCCCUGCAACGAUGUGUCAUGCAUUCUGACUUCUUUACAAUGUUAAAUGUGCUGUCUUCUCAUGCUUUACAUGAUCAACUUGUCAAAA